AGGACAGAGGAAAGGCCGGCUUUGCAGCGAUCACCAUGGCGUGGCCGUGCAUCACGCGGGCCUGCUGCAUCGCGCGCUUCUGGAACCAGCUGGACAAGGCGGACAUCGCCGUGCCCCUGGUUUUCACCAAGUACUCGGAGGCCACCGAGCACCCUGGAGCCCCGACGCAGCCGCCAGCGCCGCAGCCGCUGCAGGCACCGCCGGCUCACGCGCCCCUCUCGGCGCGCGCGGUCGCCAUAGAGACGCAGCCGGCCCAGGGCGAGGCGGAUGCAGUUGCCCGGGCAACCGGGCCGGCGCCCGGGCCCAGCGCCGAGCGCGAGGCGGCGGGCGCCCACGGCCGAAGUGGGCAGGGCCUGGGCGCGGGCUCCGGCUCCACCUCCGGCGCCGGCCCCGCGGACUCGGUGAUGCGCCAGGACUACCGCGCCUGGAAGGUGCAGCGGCCGGAGCCCAGCUGCAGGCCGCGCAGCGAGUACCAGCCCUCGGACGCGCCCUUCGAGCGCGAGACCCAGUACCAGAAGGACUUCCGCGCCUGGCCGCUGCCGCGCCGCGGGGACCACCCCUGGAUCCCCAAGCCCAUGCAGGUGCCCACGCCCUCCCCGGCCUCGGCUCCGAUGCUCGGCGCGUCCAGACGCCGGCCGCCCAGCCAGGAGCGCUGGGCGGCGCAUGCCUCUGCCGAGGCCCACGAGCUCGAGGCGGCCUACGGGGGGUCGGCGGGCCCCGCCGCGGGAAAGCCUUCCGGAGGGGACGAGGUGCGCGACACUCGCAGGAAGGCGGGGCCCGCUUGGAUGUUGCGACGCGCGGAGGGACUGGGGCCGGAGCAGACGCCGCUGCCUGCAGCCGAGGCCCAGGCCCUGGCUGAGGCCCAGGCCCAGGACCAGGGCCCCGGCCCGGUCCAGGCCCUGCCAGCGAUGUCCGAGGCCAGCAAGGGGCGCGAGGCUGCGGACGCCCUCAACAGGCAGAUCCGUCGGGAGGUGGCGAGCGCGGCCGGCAGCUCCUACAGGAAUGAAUUCAGAGCAUGGACGGAUAUCAAGCCUGUGAAAGCAAUAAAAGCCAGGUCCCAGUACAGGCCUCCGGAUGAUAAGAUGGCACAUGAGACCAGCUACAGUGCCCAAUUCAAGGGCGAGGCCAAUAAGCCAACACCAGCUGACAAUAAGGUCAUCGAUCGCAGAAGAAUACGCAGCCUCUACAGUGAACCUUUCAAGGAACCCCCGAAGGUGGAGAAACCUAGUGUUCAGAGUUCCAAACCAAAAAAGACCUCAGCGAGCCAUAAGCCCCCAAGGAAGGCCAAAGACAAACAGGUGGUGUCGGGCCGGGCCGCCAAGAAAAAGAGCGCAGAGGCCCCCAGUGCCGCCCAACCCGACGACAAGGAGCAAAGUAAAGAGAUGAACAAUAAACUGGCUGAGGCGAAAGAGAGCCAGGUGGAACCCACCAAGGAUUCAAGUAAGAAUCAAGGUCUUAUAACCACAGAGCCAGACAAGGAUCAAGGGCCUGUGGGUCUUGGGCCUCUGAAAGAUCAAGGUCCUGUGAGCCAAGAGCCUCCAAAGGAUCAAGGCCCCUCGAUCCCAGGGCCUCUGAAGGAUCAAGCUCCGAUGGUCCCAGGGCCUCUGAAGGAUCUAGGGCCUGUGAUCCCAGCACCAGUUAAAGAUCAAGAGCAUGUGGCCCCUGCGCCUUUAAAGAAUGAAGGUUCUGUGAUCUCAGCACCAGUCAAGGACCACGGUUCCUUGGCCCCAGUGCCUCCAAAGAAUCAAAGCCCUACAGUUCCAGCAAGAAUUAAGGAUCAAGUUUCCACUGUACCAGGGCCUCUGAAGGACCACAGUCCUGUGCUCCCAGCAUCUGUCAAGGACCCCUCGGUCCCAGGGCCUCUGAAGGACCACGGUCCUGUGUUCCCAGCAUCCGUCAAGGACCCCUUGGUCCCAGGGCCUCUGAAGGACCACGGUCCUGUGCUCCCAGCAUCCAUCAAGGACCCCUCGGUCCCAGGGCCUCUGAAGGACCAAAGGGCCAUGAUCAUCGCGCCUGUGAAGAAUGAAGGCCCUGUGCUCACUGAGCCUGUGGAGAGUCAAGGUGAAGCCCCAGAGCAUCUAAAGGCUGCUAUAAAGAAUGAAGGCCCUGUGAUCCCAGCACUAGUCAAACAUCAAAGUCCCAUGGUCCCAGAACCUCCGAGGAAUCAAGGCCCUGUGGCCCCAGAGCCUCCGAGGAAUCAAGUUCCCGUAAUCCCGGUGCCUGUGAAAGGCCAUGAUCCUCUGGUGCCACCAGCAGCAAAGGACGAAGGUCCUGUGGUCCCCGAACCUCUGAAGACUCAAGGUCCCAAGGGUCCUCAGCUGCCUACGGUCUCACCCUCACCCCCAGUCAUGAUCCCAACUGCCCCCCAAGCAGAAUAUAUUGAGGCUUCCCCUUGAUGCUCUCCCCUUGACAUGCCGAGAAAGGAGCCGGCAGUGAAAGUGCCCCCUCCCGGGGCAGUGAAGACACAUAUUUAAUUUGCAUGAAACAUGUACCGUAUAGUCUUGCUGGCAUCUAAUAAAACUGGUCCCUCUGGCUCAGCAAUGU
Talpa occidentalis (Iberian mole) is the source of this 2544-nucleotide messenger RNA. RefSeq names its product microtubule associated protein 6 (gene MAP6). Bases 36 to 2396 code for a protein of 786 amino acids. Gene Ontology annotation, molecular function: calmodulin binding; microtubule binding. The record is from RefSeq and is a predicted model, not a curated record. Gene Ontology annotation, cellular component: cis-Golgi network; Golgi-associated vesicle; dendrite. Lineage: Eukaryota; Metazoa; Chordata; Mammalia; Eulipotyphla; Talpidae. The transcript has 4 exons. Gene Ontology annotation, biological process: dendrite morphogenesis; regulation of microtubule cytoskeleton organization; microtubule cytoskeleton organization.